AUGAAAGAUGAGAAUGAAGAUAUUAUGAAAUUAAUAGAAGAAGAAAAAGUUAAGAACUAUGAUGAGCAAAGGAAUGAACUAAGAUUAGAGGCAAAAGAGUUAAUACAAAAGAUCCAGGAAGAGAACGUUAAAAAUUAUAAUAUAAAAAGAAAAAAGGCUACCGAAUACAAAGUUGGCGACUACGUUGCUAUUAAACGAACACAAUUUACUCAAGAAAGUAAAUUGUAUCCUAAGUAUCUAGGACCUUUCGCAGUGACAGCCAAAAAGCAUCAUGAAAGAGAUAUCACAGAUACUAAAAGAGUUUAA
Molecule: messenger RNA, 306 nt
Organism: Parnassius apollo (apollo)
Lineage: Eukaryota; Metazoa; Arthropoda; Insecta; Lepidoptera; Papilionidae
Source: the annotation of a GenBank genome assembly